GUGGCUGUGGCUCCCGGGGGAGUGAGAGUCUGGUGGGCAGCAGCAGGAAGACAAUAGCAGACAUGCUGUGUGGGCUCAGCCGGGAGACCCCUGGGGAGUCGGACGAUGGGCCUUACUCCAAAGGAGGCAAGGAUGCAGGUGGGGCCGAUGUCACCCUGGCGUGCCGCAGACAGAGCAUUCCAGCAGAGGAGUUCCGGGGGGUCACCAUGGUGGAGCUGAUCAAGAAAGAAGGCAGCACGCUGGGCCUGACCAUCUCCGGUGGCACCGACAAGGACGGGAAGCCCAGGGUCUCCAACCUGAGACCUGGGGGGCUGGCAGCCAGGAGUGACCUGCUGAACGUGGGUGACUACAUCCGGUCAGUGAAUGGGAUCCACCUGACUAGGCUCCGCCACGAUGAGAUCAUCACCUUGCUCAAGAACGUGGGCGAGCGCGUGGUGCUGGAGGUGGAGUAUGAGCUGCCCCCGCCCGCCCCUGAGAACAACCCAGGGAUCAUUUCAAAGACAGUGGAUGUCUCCCUCUACAAGGAGGGCAACAGCUUUGGCUUUGUCCUCAGAGGAGGUGCCCAUGAAGACGGGCACAAGUCCCGCCCACUUGUCCUGACCUACGUGCGCCCCGGCGGCCCUGCAGACAGGGAGGGCUCCUUGAAGGUGGGUGACAGGCUGCUCAGCGUGGACGGGAUCCCGCUGCAUGGGGCCAGCCACACCGCGGCCCUGGCCACCCUGCGGCAGUGCAGCCACGAGGCCCUCUUCCAGGUGGAGUACGAUGUGGUCAUCCCAGACACAGUGGCCAAUGCAUCCGGGCCCUUGAUAGUGGAAAUAACCAAGACGCCAGGGUCCGCCCUGGGCAUCUCCCUUGCUUCUGGCUCCCACCGGAACAAGCCGGUCAUCACCAUCGACCGCAUCAAACCAGCCAGUGUGGUGGACAGGAGCGGGGCCUUGCACGCUGGAGACCACAUCCUGUCCAUCGACGGCACCAGCACUGAACACUGCUCCAUGCUCGAGGCCACCAAGCUCCUGGCCAGUGUGUCAGAGAAAGUGCGCUUGGAGAUCCUGCCUUCUCCCCAAAGUCGGCGGCCCCUGAAACCCUCAGAGGCAGUGAAGGUGCAGAGGAGCGAGCAGCCUCAUCGCUGGGACCCCUGCCUGCCCUCCUGCCACAGCCCCCGGCCUGGCCGCUGCAGGACACCCACCUGGGCCACACCCGCCGGCCAGGACCAGACUCGAUCCUUGUCUUCGACUCCCUUUUCCUCGCCGACCAUGAACCACGCCUUUCCCUGCACCAACCCCAGCACCCUUCCCCGCGGACCCCAGCCCAUGAGCCCCCGCACCACCAUGGGGCGGAGGAGGCAGCGAAGGAGGGAGCACAAGAGCUCAUUGUCGCUGGCCUCCAGCACGGUGGGACCGGGCGGGCAGAUCGUGCACACGGAGACCACAGAGGUCGUGCUCUGCGGGGACCCCCUCAGCGGCUUCGGCCUCCAGCUCCAGGGCGGCAUCUUCGCCACCGAGACCCUGUCGUCCCCGCCCCUCGUGCGCUUCAUCGAGCCCGACAGCCCUGCCGAGAGGUGUGGGCUGCUGCAGGUGGGGGACCGCGUCCUGUCCAUCAACGGCAUCGCCACCGAGGACGGGACUAUGGAGGAAGCCAACCAGCUGCUGCGGGAUGCCGCGCUGGCCCACAAGGUCGUGCUGGAGAUUGAGUUCGAUGUGGCGGAGUCCGUCAUCCCGAGCAGCGGCACCUUCCACGUGAAGCUGCCCAAGAGGCGCGGUGUGGAGCUGGGCAUCACCAUCAGCUCGGCCAGCAGAAAGCGAGGGGAGCCUCUGAUCAUCUCUGACAUCAAGAAAGGCAGUGUAGCCCACAGGACUGGAACCCUUGAGCCAGGUGACAAGCUGCUGGCCAUCGACAAUAUCCGCUUGGACAAUUGUCCCAUGGAGGACGCUGUGCAGAUCCUGCGGCAAUGCGAGGACCUGGUGAAGCUAAAGAUCCGGAAGGACGAGGACAACUCUGAUGAACAGGAGACCACGGGUGCCAUCAGCUACACGGUGGAGCUGAAGCGCUACGGGGGCCCACUGGGCAUCACCAUCUCAGGCACAGAAGAGCCAUUUGAUCCCAUUGUCAUUUCAGGGCUCACCAAGCGCGGUCUGGCUGAGAGGACAGGCGCUAUCCAUGUUGGGGACCGCAUUCUCGCCAUCAACAGUGUUAGCCUAAAGGGCCGGCCACUGAGUGAAGCCAUCCACCUGCUGCAGGUGGCUGGCGAGACUGUCACACUGAAGAUCAAGAAACAACUAGACCGCCCCCUCCCACCCCUCAAGUCGGGCAGCCUGAGCGAGGCCAGUGAUGCAGAUGAGGACCCACCAGAGGCACUCAAAGGAGGUCUGCUGGCGGCCCGCUUCUCGCCCGCUGUGCCCAGUGUGGACAGCGCCGUGGAAUCCUGGGACAGCUCGGCCACGGAGGCUGGCUUUGGGGGCCCAGGUUCCUACACUCCCCAGACGGCGCCCCGGGGCCUGACCUCCCACGAGUGGAGACCCAGCAGGCUGAGAAGCAGCCCCCCACCCACAGAGCCCCGGAGGACGAGCUACACGCCAGCGCCUGCUGAUGAGAGCUUCCCUGAGGAGGAGGAGGAGGAUUGGGCGCCACCGACUAGCCCAGCCCCUGGCCCCGCCCGCGAGGAGGGCUUCUGGCGCGCGUUUGGGGAAGCCCUGGAAGACCUGGAGUCCUGCGGUCAGUCAGAGCUGCUGAGGGAGCUGGAGGCAUCCAUCAUGACGGGCACCGUGCAGAGUGUGGCCCUCGAAGGCAGGCCUGGCCCCCGGCCCUGGCGCAGGGGCCGGGAGGUACACGCUUUCCCUGAAGAGAGGCAGGAGCUGCUCCCGACUCCCUUGGAGAUGCACAAGGUGACCCUGUACAAGGACACCUUGCGGAAUGACUUUGGGUUCAGCGUCUCAGAUGGUCUCCUGGAGAAGGGUGUCUACGUCCACACCGUGCGCCCCGACGGCCCAGCUCAACAUGGGGGCCUCCGGCCCUUUGACAGGGUCCUUCAGGUCAACCACGUUCGCACACGGGACUUCGACUGCUGCCUGGCAGUGCCGCUCCUGGCCGAGGCGGGCGACGUCCUGCAGCUGGUCGUCAGCCGGAACCCGCUGACCCAGAGUGGCCGAGCCCCACGAGCACCAGGCCCCAGCAGCCCCCGGAUGCUCUGAAGUCAGCCUGUGGUCCAGACACCCCGGGGGUAUCUGGGGCAGAUGCGGCUCCCAGACCCGGAACCAGCAGAAGUGGCGACCCACUCACCCAUCAGCUGGUCUGGCAGGCCCUGGGCCGCCACCGCUGGGAUAUGGUCUCUGCUCCCCAGUUCUGGGGUGACCUGGGUGCCAGGCAGUGAGGUCUCUGCCCCAGUGGAAGUGACAUCUAGAUCUUUCUCCAUGUCCGGUCUCAAGGAUGUCUGGAGUUGCCUCACUCAGCGGGCCAGGAUGGGCCACUCGGCGGGGAGAAGAGGGGCUGAAUAGUGGGCCCCAGUUUCCUCUACGGUUUCUUGAGAGGAUGUAUGGUGUGGGGUGAGCCCAGCUCCGCAUACGGAGCGCCUUCUCCAGCAGAGCUAUGGUGCGCAAAUGGGCUGCCAGGGAGAGUUCCCUGUCACGGGAGGGGAACAGGCAGGAGCCGGAUGCCCUGGCACCGUCAUGGAAGGAGGUGUGAGGCAUCCAGAGAUGAGUCCUUGGAUGGGCUCUGAUGCUUCGUUUCCUGACAGGGAGUAUUUAGGGUGAGGCGGGGG
Messenger RNA from Talpa occidentalis (Iberian mole), 3754 nucleotides. RefSeq names its product glutamate receptor interacting protein 2 (gene GRIP2). NCBI's taxonomy places the organism in Eukaryota, Metazoa, Chordata, Mammalia, Eulipotyphla, Talpidae. The record is from RefSeq and is a predicted model, not a curated record. The transcript is spliced from 24 exons. Gene Ontology annotation, biological process: neurotransmitter receptor transport, endosome to postsynaptic membrane. Gene Ontology annotation, molecular function: protein binding. The coding region runs from base 63 to 3188 and encodes 1041 amino acids.